CUCCGACUGAUGUGACAGCACAUGGCACUGCACACAUAGGCAGAUGCAUCUUAUCUCUGAAGCAACAACCUUGGUCUACUUUGAGGGAAGACUCUCUUAGCCCUCCACAUAACCCUGAUUCCAGGGCUCUAAAGAUCAUCUGAGCUCUCUGAAGUUUCACCAUGUCCACCGACCCCGCAGCAGAACUGCCUUUUUUCUACGGCAGUAUCAGUCGCUCUGAAGCUGAGCAGCAUUUAAAACUGGCCGGUAUGGCUGACGGGCUCUUCUUGCUGCGACAGUGUCUGCGGAGUUUGGGUGGAUAUGUCCUCUCUCUUGUGUGGAACUUGGAGUUCUACCAUUACCCCAUAGAGAAACAGCUUAGUGACACUUAUUGUAUCGCAGGAAGCAUACCACACUGUGGGCCUGCUGAGCUCUGUGAGUUUUACAGCAAGGACCCUGAUGGGCUGGUGUGUGCUCUGAAGAAACCUUGCUUACGGUCCUCGGACACACCGAUCCGGCCCAGUGUGUUUGACAGCCUGAAAGAAAACAUGCUGAGGGAGUACGUGAAGCAGACCUGGAACCUUGAGGGUGAAGCCAUGGAGCAGGCCAUCAUCAGUCAAGCGCCUCAACUGGAAAAGCUGAUCGCCACUAUAGCCCACGAGAAGAUGUCAUGGUAUCACGGCAAAAUCCCCCGACGGGAAAGUGAGAGGUUGCUUUACUGUGGAGCACAACCAGAUGGCAAGUUUCUGAUUCGUGAUAGAGAGGAGCCUGGUACUUUUGCACUCUCUGUAAUGUAUGGAAAAUCCAUUUAUCACUAUCAGAUCCUCCAAGACAAGUUAGGAAAAUAUUCCAUGCCGGAGGGAUCGAAGUUUGACACUAUUUGGCAGCUGGUAGAAUACCUGAAAAUAAAACCUGACGGCAUGGUGACAAUUCUGGCCGAUGCAUGUGUCAACAGAGCUGCUGGAAAGAUACCCAGCCUCCCCGCAACUAGGCGAACAGGCCCAAAUAGCUACACACCACCACCUCGAGUUGUGACUGUGAAGGCAGUCACACCUGUGCCUGCAGAUGAUGCACUUCCGAUGGACUGCAUUGGCUUUAACCCUUAUCACAACCCCAAUGACAUUAAGAAGUUUAACAUUCAGAGGAAUCAGCUUUUCAUUGAUGAGGUGGAACUCGGCUCUGGCAACUUUGGCUGCGUCAAGAAGGGCGUCCUGGAUACUGACAAGCGCCAGUUAGAUGUAGCCAUCAAAGUGCUGAAGAGUGACAAUGAGAAGCUAAUGAAGGAGGAGAUGAUGAGGGAGGCAGAGAUCAUGCACCAACUGAAUAAUCCCUUUAUUGUUCGGAUGCUGGGGCUAUGCAAUGCUGAGAGUCUGAUGCUGGUCAUGGAGAUAGCCGCCUCCGGACCUCUCAACAAGUUUCUCUCCUCCAAUAAGGAUACUGUAUUGGUGGAGGAAAUUGUCAAUCUGAUGCACCAGGUGUCGAUGGGAAUGAAAUAUCUGGAAGAGAAAAACUUUGUGCAUAGGGACUUAGCAGCUCGCAAUGUCCUGCUGGUCAACCGAAAGUUCGCCAAAAUUAGUGACUUUGGGCUGUCCAAGGCCCUGGGAGCAGACAACGAGUACUACAAGGCCCGUUCUACAGGACCAUGGCCGCUGAAGUGGUACGCGCCUGAAUGUAUAAACUUCCGCAAAUUCUCCAGUAAAAGUGACGUGUGGAGUUUUGGCAUCACCAUGUGGGAAGCCUUCUCAUAUGGAGGGAAACCUUACAAGAAAAUGAAACAAGCAGAGGUGAACAGUUUCCUUGAAAGUGGAAAACGCUUGGCGUGUCCAACCAAGUGUCCAGACCGAAUGUAUGCAGUGAUGCAAGAAUGCUGGACAUACAAACAUGAGGACCGUCCUGACUUCAAAAAGGUGGAAGAGACCAUGAGAGCUUACCAUUAUUCCAUUUCAAAAAGGGUUAAGCCGUUGGGUGCUGCCACUGCUGUGGAACCUAACAAGUAGAGAUUCUGUCCCAUGGCUACACAAUGUCUCCAUUCAGCCGGGUCAUUUAACAACCAAAACAAAAGCGCUAUUUAUGACCGGCCUUAACUCCAGCAGUGAUACAGCUAAACAGGCCUCAGUGGCCAUAAGUAAACAUUUGGAACAGGAGUGUGUCGAGUACACGUAGAGGCCUACUGGAGAUUUUUAUCUGUUUGAAUGUCUUUAAAUUACACUGAUGAGCAAACUUUUUUGACUGUUUUUUUCUUAGUAUACUGUACUGUGAAUAGGUCCUUGGAAUUGCUUUUUGUUGUGGGUGUCUUUAAAUUAAAUGAAUAAAUGUUACAUCAUCUCCAUGAAAUAAAAGCUUCAUAACUAAGUGAUAAUGCAUGAGGGAUACCACGGAAAUAAAUUAUUAAAAGAAGGAAGAAAAAUUAAUUUGCAGCAAGUUGAAUAUUUAACCCCAAGUAAAACAUGUUAGUCAAGGAAGUGGAAAACGUGGGUUACACUUCUGCAAAUACAACAUGACUAUGAAACCACCAGCACCGCCUCUUAUUUUCCAGCUUGACUAUUUGUGCUGAAAUAAACUUUGCGUCAUUGAGACAGGUCAUAAGAAGCAAGUUCAUCUGAGCGACUUACACAAUGAAUUAGGUAUUUUACAAAUUCACGUUAAUAAACAAACAUCGAUAGGUUUAUAUGUAAACUCUCAGUGAUGACAACUCGAAAGUAAAGAUACUUAGUUCAAGGAGCAUGUUUAUGUUAAUUAUAGUUUACGUAUUUGUUAUUGUAAAAACUAUAAGAAAAAGAAAAUGACUUCACAGCCAUUGUGUAUGGGAGACACGGAAGACUAUAUGUUCCCUACAAAAUCACUUUAAACCGUGCAAAC
Messenger RNA from Phycodurus eques (leafy seadragon), 2838 nucleotides. RefSeq names its product tyrosine-protein kinase ZAP-70. Lineage: Eukaryota; Metazoa; Chordata; Actinopteri; Syngnathiformes; Syngnathidae. The record is from RefSeq and is a predicted model, not a curated record. Gene Ontology annotation, molecular function: ATP binding; signaling receptor binding; non-membrane spanning protein tyrosine kinase activity. Gene Ontology annotation, cellular component: cytoplasm; extrinsic component of cytoplasmic side of plasma membrane. The transcript has 13 exons. The coding region runs from base 162 to 1976 and encodes 604 amino acids. Gene Ontology annotation, biological process: cell differentiation; intracellular signal transduction; cell surface receptor protein tyrosine kinase signaling pathway.